Messenger RNA from Alternaria arborescens, 645 nucleotides. RefSeq lists its product as hypothetical. The transcript is spliced from 3 exons. Lineage: Eukaryota; Fungi; Ascomycota; Dothideomycetes; Pleosporales; Pleosporaceae. Bases 1 to 645 code for a protein of 214 amino acids. The record is from RefSeq and is a predicted model, not a curated record. Gene Ontology annotation, molecular function: acyltransferase activity, transferring groups other than amino-acyl groups.
AUGCCUCUUGAAGUCCAUCGCAUAACCUCUCCCACCGACUUUGACGAGUUCGUCGCCAUACAGAUUGCUGCCUUCGCCAACGGCGGGGGUAUCACAUCUCUGCUCACGCCAAAUCCUAUCACAGAGGAGUAUGUCCAAAAGUCUGUCGGCAAGCACGUCAAGUCGUGGAGCGAAGAAAAAGAUGUUAUUUACCUCAAAGUCAUUGACACCGAUCUCGAUGGGAAAAUGAUUGCAGUCGCCAAAUGGCGCAUCAACGAGCAGGAGCGAAGUGAAGAAGAAGCCAAGAAGAUGUAUCCGGUACCCGACGAGAAAGACAAAGGACAACAAGGUUUGCUGGACUUCAUGGCCUUUCUUAGUCGAGUAAGGAAAGAAUACAUGGGAACAAAGCCUUUUUACUUUUUACACAUCCUCGCAACGCACCCAGACCAUUAUCGUAGGGGUGCAGGGGCCAUGCUGCUCGAUUGGGGUACCAGGCAAGCGGAUCGCGCAAGACUACCUGCCUUCUUGGAAUCGUCACCAAUGGGCAAGCCGUUAUAUGAGAGAAUGGGAUUUCAAGCCAAGGAGGUGGUAACGUGGGAUCUGACACACUAUGGGUUAGAAGGUACAGAUUACAGCACAGUGAUGCUUCGGGAGCCCAUUUCGUAG